AUGACACUAAUUGCUGCAAUCAGUUGCACUCUUUUAUUGUCCAUUCUCUGUGAAACAAGUGCAUUAGUGUUACCCAACUCCACUGACCUAUUCCUGUCAGACAAUAAUUUCACUGACAUCAAGACGGCUUUGGCAGCUCAUCUGGACUCUGCAAAAAUUCCCAAAGCCAGGCGGAAGCGCUACAUUUCACAGAAUGACAUGAUUGCCAUUCUUGAUUAUCAUAAUCAAGUCAGAGGCAAAGUCUUCCCACCUGCUUCUAACAUGGAAUAUAUGGUUUGGGAUGAAACUCUUGCUAAAUCUGCUGAGGCUUGGGCUGCUACAUGCAUUUGGGACCACGGCCCUUCCUAUCUUCUGAGAUUUUUGGGACAGAACCUGUCUGUAAGAACAGGAAGGUAUCGAUCUAUUCUCCAGCUGGUAAAGCCGUGGUAUGAUGAGGUGAAGGAUUAUGCUUUCCCUUAUCCUCAAGAUUGCAACCCUAGAUGCCCGAUGCGAUGUUAUGGACCCAUGUGCACCCAUUACACACAGAUGGUUUGGGCCACUUCCAAUCGUAUAGGCUGCGCAAUCCACACAUGCCACAAUAUGAACGUCUGGGGAUCUGUUUGGCGGCGAGCUGUUUACUUGGUAUGCAACUAUGCCCCAAAGGGGAACUGGAUUGGAGAAGCACCAUAUAAAGUAGGAGUCCCAUGUUCAGCUUGUCCUCCAAGCUAUGGAGGUUCUUGUAUUGACAAUCUUUGCUUCCCAGGAGUAACAUCAAACUACUUAUACUGGUUUAAAUAA
Cinclus cinclus is the source of this 777-nucleotide messenger RNA. RefSeq names its product peptidase inhibitor 15 (gene PI15). The record is from RefSeq and is a predicted model, not a curated record. The coding region runs from base 1 to 777 and encodes 258 amino acids. Lineage: Eukaryota; Metazoa; Chordata; Aves; Passeriformes; Cinclidae. The transcript has 5 exons. Gene Ontology annotation, cellular component: extracellular region.